This is a messenger RNA of Lobosporangium transversale, 1082 nucleotides long. RefSeq lists its product as hypothetical. The transcript is spliced from 3 exons. Gene Ontology annotation, molecular function: chitin deacetylase activity. Gene Ontology annotation, biological process: carbohydrate metabolic process. Lineage: Eukaryota; Fungi; Mortierellomycota; Mortierellomycetes; Mortierellales; Mortierellaceae. Gene Ontology annotation, cellular component: membrane. Bases 41 to 943 code for a protein of 300 amino acids. The record is from RefSeq and is a predicted model, not a curated record.
CGCGUAUUCUUCCUGCUUAACAGCUUAACCUCUACUAGCCAUGCUGCUAUUAAAAACAUUUUCACUCUCCUUGUUAGCGCUUUCAGCUGUGUAUGCUGAAGCUCAAGCAAUCUCAGGCUACCCUCCUAUUGAUCAGGUCCCAGACAUCAACUCACCCGAGGUUCAGGCGUGGUUAAAGGAGAUCGAUCUUUCUCGAGCCCCAAAGAUCCCUCUGGGAGAAGGAGAUCCCCCUCUCUGUCCACCCACUUUCCCUGGCGCAUGUAACUGGAUUUGUGACCAAUGUCCUGCAAAUGACCUCAUUUCCUGCCGUUCUCGUAACACAUGGGCUAUAACCUUUGACGAUGGCCCACACGAGAUUACUCCUACGUUGCUUGACUAUCUGAAGAAGGAGAAAAUUUCUGCUUCAUUUUUCCUGGUUGGUAGCCAUGUGAUACAGCGUCCGGACACUGUCAAGCGCCAAAUCGCAGAGGGCCAUCAUAUCGCAUCUCACACUUGGUCCCAUAAAGGCUUGACCACACUGACCAACGAGCAGAUCGUGGCCGAAAUAAAAUGGACCGAAAAAUUGAUCCUGGAGCUCACAGGUCGGAGACUCAAGUACGUACGUCCACCCUACGGUGAUAUCAACAACCGUGUCCGCUUCGUGCUCAGGAAGCUAGGCUAUAUCGUCGUUGACUGGAGCGGAGAUGAUUUCGGCACUGACGACUGGAAGCUGCCAGACGGUAUUACCGAGACCGAGAUCGUUGAAAAGUUCGCCAGGAGCCUUGAUAAAUACGUCGCAGGCAAUAGGGCCAGAGGCAUCAUCUCUCUCGAGCAUGACUACGACAUCCAUAUGUAUAACCUUGCCCGCAAAUUAGUUCCUUUAGGCCGAGCACGCAACAUCACUAUUACCUCUGUUGCUGGCUGCCAGAGAGAUCGCUAUCCAUACCAGAGAGUGUUCCGUUAAUGACAGCCUCUAAAGCGCCCAGGUUCGUACUACCGCCGUAACUAAUGGUUGCUAUUGGUUUCCUGCAUAAACAUCUUAAAGAUCGAUCGAUAACCAAUGUCUUGUGUUACAACUUGACGCCGUAGGAGUAGGAGAGACG